AAAACCGCCAUUUGUAUCUAAGCCAUCAAGUGGGGUAGCCUCGGGGAUCCGUGGCAGCGGUGUGUGGGCCUGCUCACUGGAAGAUCUCACCGUACCCAUGAGCAGUAAAAGUUGCUUCAAGUGUGGACGCUCUGGCCACUGGGCCCGGGAGUGUCCUAAAGGAGGAACUCGAGGGCGAACACCAAGAAGUCGUGGCAGAGGUCCUCAAUGCAGCUCCGCCAGCCAGUCUGACAUCUGUUAUCGCUGUGGUGAAACUGGUCAUUAUGCCAAGGACUGUGAUCUCCAGGACACCUGCUACAACUGCGGGAAAAGAGGCCACAUCGCUAAAGACUGUACCCAGCCUAAACGAGAGAGGGAGCAGUGCUGUUACAUCUGCAGCAGACCUGGUCAUCUGGCUCGUGAUUGCGACCGGCAGGAAGAGCAGAAAUGCUACACGUGCGGCGAAUUUGGGCACAUCCAGAAAGACUGCACCCAAAUUAAGUGCUACAGAUGUGGUGAGAAUGGCCACAUGGCGGUUAACUGCAGCAAGGCGAGCGAAGUCAGCUGCUACCGCUGCGGCGAAUCUGGACAUCUAGCCAGGGAAUGCCCCAUUGAGGCUACCGCUUAGUACUUAGUACUUUUAAGCCCCUCACCUUUACUAUUUAGCUAUGCUGUUUGUAAAAUUUCCUUACUAAUCAAAAGGGUGAUAGUUAGAAGCUACUCCUAAGUCGCCAUAAUUACCAUCUUAAGACAGGAAAAGACUUGGGGGGGGGGAAAACCAUCAAAAACAUCAUCAAUGUGCUGUUUGGUUGUUGCGUUGAAAUCCAGAGAGGGCAGGCAUUUUGAAUGGGAGACAACUGGUGGACUCUUUGAACAUGUUCGUUUUGGCACAUUUCAUUAGGAAUUGAUAGUGAAAACAUCAGGAUAAGCUUAGAACAUUGCCUUUGAGUUUACUAACAAAUAAUAGUAUGCGUGUCAGAAAAAGGUAAACAGCCAUGAAGCAGAAGAAAGCCAACUAAAAGACAAGAAGAGAAACUGUAUUUUCUUGGAGGUGGGGGCAAGAACAUCUUGAUGAAGUAGCAUUUCCUCAGAGACCAUUAGAGCAAAUAAAACUGUUUCUGAAACUAUAA
This is a messenger RNA of Peromyscus eremicus (cactus mouse), 1109 nucleotides long. It is a transcript of the gene Zcchc13, whose product is annotated as zinc finger CCHC-type containing 13. The record is from RefSeq and is a predicted model, not a curated record. Gene Ontology annotation, molecular function: single-stranded RNA binding; mRNA binding; zinc ion binding. Gene Ontology annotation, cellular component: cytoplasm. Gene Ontology annotation, biological process: positive regulation of cytoplasmic translation. The coding region runs from base 98 to 607 and encodes 169 amino acids. The transcript has a single exon. Lineage: Eukaryota; Metazoa; Chordata; Mammalia; Rodentia; Cricetidae.